GGCAGAGCGGGGACCCGGGAGAGGCAAGGAAGGAAGGAGGCGGCAGAAGCCGGAGAGUCGUCGGCGGAGCGCGCUGCGCCCCUGGCCCGCCUGGGCUCCGAGUCCUGCGUCGCCGACUGGGCAGGGACGGCGCUCAGGGCCGCUGGCCGAGGCGGUGGGAGGCGGCGGACGCGAUGCGGCCGGGAUGCGGCUGGGCCGCGGCCUGAGCGACCCCGAUGGCCCGCGGCGGAGAGGCCUGCGGGAGCGAGGCGCGGCUGCUGCUGGGCCGGGACGCGGUACGGCCGGCGCCCGCGCUGCUGGUCCCCGCGGUGCUGCUGGGCGCCGCGCUCGGCCUGGGCCUCGGCCUGUGGCUCGGCUGCCGCGCCAUCCGCCGGCGGCUACGACAACAGGUGGACGACCCUCGAAGUCUGCUCAAGAACCUGGAGUCUAAUGCACAGGCCUCCUCGGAAACCGGCUCCCCGGCCAGGAGGAGGAGGAGGAGAGGAGCUCGGACCUCGCAGGAGGCGGAGGCUCUGGACGAGCACGAGCCGUCCGUCAACAGCAACGUCACAGCGUUUGCCCUGAAGGCCAGAGUCGUCUAUCCCAUCAACCAGAAGUUCCGGCCGCUGGCCGAUGGCUCCUCCAACCCAUCCCUGCACGAGAACGGGAAGCAGGCGGCCCUGCCCCACCAGCCGGCGGAGGCGUCCCCGUGCAGCAGCCUGGGCAGCCUGGGCCCGGCCGAGAAGGACGACGACUGCAGCUCCUCGUCCAGCCUGCGCUCGGCCGCCAGCGACGACCGCUUCCUCGGCCGCGCCUUCCUCCGGGCGCACAGCUUCCCCGAGCUGCUGGCCUGUGAGAGCGCCGACCUUGACCUGUGCAUCUAUAACCUUCACUUAAAGGAUCUGCUGGAGCUGGACACGGCGCUGAGGCAGGACAGGCACUCGAUGUUUAUUCAGGUCUUAAAAAUGUGCCUGCUGGACAUUUUUCCGAAAAAGAAGUCGGAUGAUGAGUUCUACCAGAAGAUUCUUUCGAAACAAGAAAGUGACCUGCGGGAGCUGGAAAGGGGGCUGCAGGUCAGGCUGUCGGACACGGAGGUGCUGGGCGCCGGCGACCCCGAGUUCGUCACCCUGGCGGCCGUGGAGAAGAAGGAGCGCGAGCACGCAGAGCAGCUGAUCGACAACAUGGAAGCUUUCUGGAAACAGAUGGAAAACAUCCAGCACUUGCUCGUGGACCAGUUUAAGUGUUCCAGCUCCAAAGCCCGACAGCUCGAGAUGAGUCUGACAGAAAGAAUGAUCGCAGCGGAGGGGUGGCUGCGGGACUCCCAGGACCUGCAGGCUCUGGACAUCCUGGAGCGGACGAUGGGGCGGGCGCACAUGGCCAAGGCGAUCGAGUCCCUGAGGCAGCAGGUCCAGGAGGAGACCAAGUGCCGGCUGGCCGCCAUCUCCCGCAGCCUGGACGGGCUGACCGUCGAGGGGAGACUGUCGGGGGGGCAGAAGGAGGAGCUGCUGACCCAGCAGCACAAGGCCUUCUGGGAGGAGGCGGAGCGCUUCGGCAUGGAGCUUGUCCGGCGAGGCAAAGAGCUGGUCCAGGCAUGGCGGGUUCGCCAGGCGGAGGGGACGGCCGCGCUGCUGCUGGCCCAGGAGGAGGAGCGGAAGAACUUCCUGGCAGAGGCGCCGCUGACCGCUGACCCCGACGGGCUCCUGCAGGCUUUCCACGAGGUCCUGGAGCGGCAGCGGCUGACACGCAGCGACCUGGAGGAAGAGGACGACCUCAGAACCACCGAGGCCAUGGCUGCACUCUGCCAGGAGCUGUUCCGCAGCACCGUGGCGGCGUUCCAGGCGUUCGUGGACGCCCUGUUCCUGCAGACGCUCCCGGGCCUGACCGGCCUCUCCCGGGAAGAGUGCGGGUGCCUGAGCCAGGAGGCCCAGCAGGACGCCACCCUGCGGCUGGGGCGGUCCGACCGCUUCCGGAAGCAGCAGUGGGAGCUGUUCCAAGACCUCCUGGAGCAAGAGGAGCAGGUGUGGAUGGAGGAGCUCGCCCUGGCCGCGGUGCUGCAGACCCACCUGCGGGACGAGCAGGACAGCGUCACCCGCCACGUGCUGGGCCGGCUCGGGGGCCUCAGCGCAGAGUCCACGCGGUGGCUCCUGCAGGGCCACGACCUGCUGCUGCGCUCGGCCCUGCGGAGGCUGGCACUCCGCGGCCACGCCGUGGCCACCCUGACCCAGAUGCGGCUGUCGGGGAAGAAGAGCCUCCUGCAGGAGCUGCGCGAGCAGCACGCCCUGGAGCAGGGCUCCGCCCACUGUCUGGACGAGCACCAAUGGCAGCUGCUCAGAGCCCUGGAGACGCGUGUGCGGGAGGAGACCGGCAGGCUGCAGGAGGAGACGCAGCAGACGAGGCUGCAGCUCCAGCAGCAGCUCCUGGCCGAGGCCCAGGAGGUGGGGCGGCUGCUGCAGCAGCGCAUGGAGCACGCCAUCGGGCAGGCGCUGCUGGGCCACGCACGGGCCUUGGCCACCAAGAGCCGGGCCAAGGACCGGGAGGACUUCAAGAGGACGCUGCUGGAGGCGGCCGUGGAGAGCGUGUACGUGACCAGCGCGGGCGUGGCCCGGCUGGUGCAGCCCUAUUACCAGCAGGUGGGCGGGGCCGUGCGGGACCACGCGGAGCGCAAGCUGGAGCAGCUGAGGGCCCUGCAGGGGGAGAGGUCGGAGAGCUACCGGCUGCGGAAGAAGCAAGAUCUCGGCGACCCUUCGUCGGGGGACCAGGUGGCGGGGGCGGCCCGUGAAGCAGCCCCAGGCAUCCACCAGAGGAUGCGGGCGCAGCAGCGCAGGUUCCUGGCCCAGUUCACCGCGCACCAGCGCGUGCGCCUGGAGGCGUGGCAGCGGAGGGCCGGCGUCCUGGACCACCUGGAGGCGCAGCUGGAGGCCCAGCUGCAGGAGGCCGAGCAGGGCUUCCUGUCCGGGCUGGCGGCCUUGGCCCACGUGCCCCUCCCUGAGAGCAAGCCGUCGUCCAGUAAGCGCGGGCCGCCAGUAAAGCCCGCACCUCGGGUUCCUGCUGCUUCGGGAGUCUCCCAGUCAGCCGGCUGCCGCAGAAACACAGUGGGAGCCCGAGGAGCAGAGUUCGAACCCCGGCUCUGCCACGCACAUCUGCGUACGGGCUCGGGACAGCACCCCACCUCCCGGCCGCAGCUUCCUUACACACGCUACACGGGCAGAGCAGCAGUAAGAGAAGUCCGUGAGGACCAAGAGGAAGAAGCCCCCGCCACAGGAGAGAGGCGACCCCAGGGCGCCCAGCAACGACGACCCUGCUGCGUCUGGGGGACACCCCGCGGCACCGCUCAGCAAACGGCCGAAUCAGCAGGAGGGCGACGCCGGUGACGGCGAGAAUGCAAAGAGGAUGCUGAAGAGGAGGAGCAACCUGUAGUCCACGGCCUCUCGGCCUCUCGUUGGGGGCCGAACAGAAGCCCUGAUCGGAGGGCACGGCACCCCCCCUCCGCCCCCGUGAGGGGGGCCCACCUGCCUGGGGAUGGACCUGGGGGUGGGGCCUCCCUGCGAUCGCGGGCUUGUCGUGAGGGUGGAGGUCGGGGACACCUUGCGAGCUCUGUCCCUUCAGCUCCGCCCCUCGGGGCCUCCUCCUGGCUGUCCGCACCCCCACCUCUGCGCUGGUGACCCCCAAACCUGCCUUCCGCAGGGCGAGGCUCUCACUCCGUUCUGUGGGGGUGGGGGGUCUCCAGGCAUCGCUGCCGUUUUCCGGGUCCAGACUCUUCUCCUCCAUUUCCACCCCCCUUUCCUCCGCCCCACGAACCGUGGCCCCUGGCUGCCACCAGGGCCUCUUCAGGGCCCACCCCUGCCCAUCCUGGGCUCAGCCCGCAGCUCAGGCCUGGCCACUGGGGUCCGAGUCUCAUGACCCCAUGACCCCGACGCAGACAGUGCCCGACAGCACCCCCCUGACCACGGAGGAAUGUCCCGGGGGCACCACUGGUGAGAAUGUCCAGAAGCUUCCAGACCAGCCCAUGGAGAGCUGGGAGAGCUCUUUCCCACCCAGGACAAUGCUGCCAGGAGAGGUUUCCCACCCAGAAAGAAAGUUGCCCUUUUCAUUAAAAAACAGGGAUUCCCGCCCUUGGCACUGUGGCCGUUUUGGGUGAGACAACUGUUUGGGGAGGGGACGGUCCUGUGCACGGUGGGAUGUGCAGUGCCACCCCUGGCCCCUGCCCACCCGACGCCAGUGGCAUCCCUACUGUGACAGCCAAAAGCAUCCCCAGUCACUGCCGGAUGUCCCGGCGGGGGGGGGGGCAUCCCUCACUGACCUAGGGCCAUUCUGGAUGGAGAGCUGGGCGUCCCCACAAAUUCCCAGGGCAUGCUGGGCUCUAGGCACCGGGAGCCGCUGUCCCGGGGAUUCUCCGGACUGUUUAGGACCUGAAUUUUUAUCUCAUAUAACCUGAAGUAGACCCCCCUGGACAGGAAAGACUGGCUCCUUCACGGAAAUAACCCACAACCAUGGCAUCCGCCCGUCCUGACCUCCUGACCCGCUGGUCAGCGACCGGGAUUCCCACCGCCGACCAACAGCCCCACCUGGUGGCAGAAUAAAGCAUCUCCUUGUUGGG
Messenger RNA from Phyllostomus hastatus (greater spear-nosed bat), 4576 nucleotides. RefSeq names its product EvC ciliary complex subunit 1 (gene EVC). NCBI's taxonomy places the organism in Eukaryota, Metazoa, Chordata, Mammalia, Chiroptera, Phyllostomidae. The coding region runs from base 216 to 3350 and encodes 1044 amino acids. The record is from RefSeq and is a predicted model, not a curated record. The transcript is spliced from 22 exons. Gene Ontology annotation, biological process: smoothened signaling pathway.